This is a messenger RNA of Hyaloscypha bicolor E, 882 nucleotides long. RefSeq lists its product as uncharacterized. The coding region runs from base 1 to 882 and encodes 293 amino acids. The record is from RefSeq and is a predicted model, not a curated record. Lineage: Eukaryota; Fungi; Ascomycota; Leotiomycetes; Helotiales; Hyaloscyphaceae. The transcript has a single exon.
AUGGCGCCUUUCGGUCUCACGACUUUCCUCGCCUUGAGUACCGCAUCCACAGUCGUCACUGCGCUGGCUACAGAUGGAAGUAGCAUUGCCUCGCACUCUGUUCCGCAAUGCUCUACGCUCGGCUCAAAUCCAGAAGGAAAAGUCUGCUCGUCACUGAAGGACUACCUCAACAGCACCUCAUCACACGGCUUCCUCGAACCACGCCAACCAGGAAAUACCGCCGCCAACCUCCCAGAGUGGUCUGAGCCAGUGCACGGAGGCUGGCCAGGCGGCAACAUGACCAAGUUCUGCAUCCUCGACGGCCCCAAACCCAAGCCCGACGACGUCAAAAAGCUCUGCGGAAAGAUCGACGACAACUACAUCAUUGCCCGCACCAAGCAAAAGAAAGCAGACCAGAAGGAGGGACACUGCUUUUGCAAGAAAUUUCACCAAGGCACGGCUUGGUUCAACGUCUGCAACUGCGAUAGCUGCGACCGUCUCGAAAUCCUCAGCGGCCUGAAAGAGAUGUGCAGGGAGACCAACGAUCUCUGCACCUCUAACGGCUUCUCCAGCGGCUUUGUUCAGCUUGAUGAGAAGAAUGGCCUUCUCGUGCAAUACAACGUCAAGCCCGAGGAUGCUAAAUCAGGCAGAGCCGACCCUGAUCCGAUGAAGGCUCGCCCGAACCUUACAAAAUCAACUUGCAUCUCUAAUGACGAGUAUAAGAAAAACCAGGACUACACUGGGCCAGUUGUGGAAUGUUGGAGAUCUUGGAAAGCGAUGUGGAUGGCCCACAAAUGCCACGAUAACUCGAAGGACGGUCCCAAGGUUCGAAGCGGCGACUACUGGAAAAACAAGUGGAUGCAACACAAUUCGGAGCUGUUGCAUUCUUUAUUCGGGAAAUAG